UUAGCUCUGCGGGUCCAGAAAAAUGUCGGCAAAAGACUACGCCCAAGCCCAUUCAACCAGAUAGUCGGUUCGGUUUGGGCUCCUGCUCGAUCCGUCUUCGAUACGAGCACGGUCCACAAAGAUAAAGAAUUUCUGGCAAAUGAUCUGAUCUAUCCGAAGACGAGAUUUUCCCCAACUUGUUCCGUGGCAAAAAUUAGGGUUUUGGUUUUUAGCAAUUUCGAAACCCUAGCUGUUUUUGGGGGGUCAAGAUGGACGAUUACCAGGAGAUGGAGAGGUUCGGGACGGACAACGACUUUGAGGACGGCCAGUGGAUCAACGGCGAGUUCUACUGCCGGAAGCGCAAGGAGAAGCGCACGCAGACCAAGGAUGACGUGCUUUACGGUGUCUUCGCCGACUCACCCUCCGACUCCGACGAAGAGUACUCCUCCAAAAAGCGCCGCAAAGAUCGCGAUAUUUACAAGAAGUCGGACCUCACAAAGCCCGUCAGCUUCGUCUCCACCGGCACGGUAAUGCCCACCCAGGAAAUCGACCAAAACUCCAAGCAAGAGAACAAGAAAGACGACGGUUAUGCGAGCGACGAAGGUAACCCCGGGUUAGGGCUCGGAUUCGGCUCAUCUACUUCCGGGUCAGGUAUAGGUUUCAAUUCGAACUCUAACGGAGUUCAAUUGGAGCGGAAUGCAAACGGCAACAUCAACGGCGGCGACGAAAACGACGAUGGCGAGGAAAAAUUUUUGCCGACGGCGUUUGGGAGGAAGAUCAAGGAGGGGGCGAUGAGGAGGGAGAGGGAAAGAGCGGAGAAGACGAGAUUGGAUAAGGGGAAGAGAGUGAAAGAGCAAGGGUUUGUGGGUGAGAGCGAUGUGGGAGUGUUCGAGCAGCACACUAAGGGGAUUGGGAUGAAGUUGCUGGAGAAAAUGGGGUACAAGGGCGGUGGGCUUGGGAAGAAUGCGCAGGGGAUCGUGACGCCAAUCGAGGCGAAGCUGCGGCCGAAGAAUAUGGGCAUGGGGUUCAACGAUUAUAAGGAGGUGGAGAAGAAGUUGCCGCCUGCGCUGAAGGAGUUUGAGGAGGGGAAAAAGAAGGGGAGUGAGAGUGUGGGGAGAGUGAAGGAGAGGCAGUGGGCGAGGAAGAAGAAGAAGAAGGACGAGGACGAGGCGGAUUAUGUGACGGCGGAGGAGUUGCUGGCGAGAAAGGCCGAGCAAGGGCCGAGCGAGGUGGUUCAGAAGGUUUACGAUAUGAGGGGGCCGCAGGUGAGGGUGCUGACCAAUUUGGAGAAUUUGAAUGCAGAGGAGAAGGCUAGGGAGGACAAUGUGCCCAUGCCGGAGCUUCAGCACAAUGUGAAGCUGGUGGUGGAAUUGGGGGAGCUUGAAAUAGAGAGGAUCGAUAGGGACUUGAGGCAAGAGAAGGACGCGAUGGAGAGGUUGAGCAAAAAGAAGGAGAAGUUGGUAGUCGAGGCGGAGAGGCAGAAGAAGCAGUUGGUUAGUAUGGAGGAGAUAUUGGGUGUGUUGGACCGGUUGGGGGAAGAGAAUUCGAUGGGAACAUUGACGUUGGACUCGCUUGCGGAGCGUUUUGGUGACUUGCGGAGGAGAUUUGGUGAGGAUUAUAAGUUGUGUAACUUGUCCUGCAUUGCCUGCUCGUAUGCUCUGCCUUUGUUAAUUAGAGUGUUUCAGGGAUGGGACCCUCUUCAAAAUCCCUUUCAUGGGUUGGAGGUUGUGUCUUUGUGGAAGACUUUGCUGCAGGGUGAAGACAAUAUUAGUAUCUGGGAUACUGAUUCUUCGCCUUAUACCCAAUUGGUUUCGGAAGUUGUGUUACCGGCUGUGAGAAUUUCUGGCAUCAAUACUUGGCAGGCCAGGGACCCGGAACCAAUGCUACGGUUUUUGGAAUCCUGGGAAAAGUUGUUGCCUCAUUCGGUCCUCGAAUAUAUAUUGGAUAACAUUGUGAUGCCGAAAUUGAAUGCUGCUGUGGGCUCUUGGGAGCCGCUACGGGAAACUGUUCCGAUCCAUGUAUGGGUGCAUCCGUGGCUACUGUAUUUGGGACACAAAUUGGAGGGUAUGUAUCAGAUGAUCCGUGUCAAGUUGAGUCAGAUUCUUGGUGCUUGGCACCCAAGUGACGUGUCUGCUUAUACUAUAUUGUCACCAUGGAAGACUGUGUUUGAUUCGGCGAGUUGGGAACAGCUUAUGCGUAGAUUUAUAGUUCCAAAGUUGCAGCUUGUCCUGCAAGAGUUCCAAGUAAACCCUGCACAACAGAAGCUUGAUGAGUUUUAUUGGGUUAUGAACUGGGCUGCUGCUGUACCAAUUCAUCUUAUGGUUGAUAUGAUGGAGAGGUUCUUUUUCCCCAAGUGGCUACAGGCUUUGUAUCACUGGUUACGUUCAAAUCCCAACUUUGACGAGAUUACGAAGUGGUAUCUGGGUUGGAAGGAACUUUUUCCUAUGGAGCUUCUGGCUAAUGAAAGUAUCCGGUACCAGCUUAACCUUGGUCUUGAGAUGAUGAACAAUGCUGUCGAAGGUUUGGAGGUGGUCCAACCUGGUUUGAAAGAGAAUAUCAGCUACUUCAGGGUACUUGAGCAAAGGCAAUUUGAGGCUCAGCAGAAAGCAGCAGCACAGCAAGCUGCUGCGACCUUCAGUGGCGUGACCCAUAUGGAUGGUAUGGGUGGUGCGGUCGACAUGAGCUUGAAAGAAGUUAUUGAGGCCCAUGCCCAACAGCAUGGGUUAUCAUUUAUUCCUAAACCUGUCCGGACGCACAAUGGUCACCAAGUCUAUGGCUUUGGUAAUGUAAGCAUAAUAGUGGACUCUUUAAAUCAAAAGGUGUAUGCCCAAACGGAGGAAGCAUGGUCCCUUGUAUCCCUUCAAGAUCUGCUGGACAAGCACAAUAGUUCUCUUACAAAGAGACGCUGAGUUUCAGAGUGCCCGUGGAGAAGUUUUAUGUAGUGAAGUAACUCUGUGCUGAGGUGGAGCAGUGUUGUAGAUUCAGAACUCAAAGGGGAUUAUGUGAUGGUUCAUACUUCAAGGGAUGUUAAGGCAGGUGAAGAGAUUACUUUUGCCUAUUGUGAUGAGCUUUCGUCAUUCAACAAGUGCAAGGAGAUGUCAAAGACGUGGGGCUUUCACUGUAAUUGUAAGAGGUGCAAUUUUGAGGAAAUGUGUGCAAAGCAAUACAUAAGAGAGAUUGAGAUAGGUCUUGAAAGAUGAAUGGAUAUGAGUGGUGUCAUAAUCAGAGUGCAUCUCCACAAAAGAAUCCUGAGGCAGUGGUGGUUUGUGAGCCACAGUGGUCAAAAGCAGUAGAUGAGUUUCAAAAGAAGCAAUUUCCUAGCAUUGUUGCAAUGGUACUGAUGGGCAAGGCUGUCUGUGGUUUCCAUCCAUGUGAAUUUAGGAAAAGAGGGUCUUUGGUAGUUUGGGUUAUGUGUGACUUUUCCUUUCUCUUGAAGGAAUAUGUUUUCUACUUUUCUUGAUGUGCAGUGGGAAGAAUUCCAAAGAGGAUUUGUUUCUUCAACAUGGCACCUUGAAAGGCAGGAUUAGAGAGGGAACCACGAUUGCUGUCAUGAUAAUUUUGAAAGCAUCUGUGGCAUGCUGCUGAUUUGAUCUUCUGUUCCUCCCAAAAUAACCACACAAUUCACCCCCGCUAUAUUUUUCAAGGGCACGUUUGGUAAUUUAUUAUUAUUAUUAUUAUUUAUUUUCAAUUCAUGCCACACGAAAUACCUAAUAUAACUGAAUUCAAGCAUGAAUUCCUGCACUCAUAAUGCAAGUUUCACUAUGUUCAA
This is a messenger RNA of Corylus avellana, 3748 nucleotides long. It is a transcript of the gene STIPL1, whose product is annotated as GC-rich sequence DNA-binding factor-like protein with Tuftelin interacting domain-containing protein. The record is from RefSeq and is a predicted model, not a curated record. NCBI's taxonomy places the organism in Eukaryota, Viridiplantae, Streptophyta, Magnoliopsida, Fagales, Betulaceae. Gene Ontology annotation, biological process: spliceosomal complex disassembly. Gene Ontology annotation, molecular function: nucleic acid binding. Gene Ontology annotation, cellular component: U2-type post-mRNA release spliceosomal complex.